This is a messenger RNA of Nicotiana attenuata, 1461 nucleotides long. RefSeq lists its product as uncharacterized. Bases 1 to 1461 code for a protein of 486 amino acids. Gene Ontology annotation, molecular function: nucleic acid binding; RNA-DNA hybrid ribonuclease activity. The transcript is spliced from 4 exons. NCBI's taxonomy places the organism in Eukaryota, Viridiplantae, Streptophyta, Magnoliopsida, Solanales, Solanaceae. The record is from RefSeq and is a predicted model, not a curated record.
AUGCUGGUAAAGUCAACAAAGAAAGAGGACCACAUUAGCCAUCUGCGAGAGGCCUUUGGGAUAUUGAGACAGUAUGGGAUGAAGCUAAAUCCCGAGAAAUACGCCUUCGGUGUAACCUCGAGGAAAUUCCUCGGCUUCCUCGUGUCACAACAUGGAAUUGAAGUCAACCCGGACCAGAUCAAAGCCAUCGACGCAAUACCAGAGGUGCUGACCAGCAAGAAACAGGUGCAGAAGCUAACCGGGCGAAUAGCCACCCUGUCAAGGUUCAUUUCACGAUCCUCGGACAGGUCCCACAAGUUCUUCAACGUAUUGAGAAAAGACCACGGGUUGCAAUGGAAUGAGGAUUGCGUUAACGCCCUAAGGAAGUUAAAGGCGUAUCUGUCCUCACCGCCACUGCUCGUCAAAGCGGACCCGGGUGAGUGUCUGCUCGUGUAUUUGGCAGUAUCCGAGGUCGCAGUCAGCGCGGUACUAGUCCGUGAAAACCAAGAUGCUAAGACAAGGUACCCUCACCUUGAAAAGCUAGCUCUGGCACUGGUCGUGGCUUCACGUAAGCUUAGACCCCGUGAACCGCCAUCAAGAGAUUUCGUCGCUGACUUCAGCGAGGAAAUAUUGCCCGAGGCGGAACAAGAAGCGCUCCGCGCUUCCACACUUAUCGAUCUCUGGGUCCUUUACACCGACGGCGCCUCGAACGCCUCGGGAUUGGGACUGGGACUCGUCCUCGAAGUCCCUACAGGCGAAAUAGUUCGUCAGUCCAUACGAUGCGCCGAGAUGACUAAUAACGAGGCCGAGUAUGAAGCUGUGAUUGCAGGUUUGAAGUUGGCCCUCAAAUACGGUGCCCGAAGACUCAUCCUCCAUUGCGACUCUCAACUCAUUGUGAAUCAAGUCACCGGGACUUUCCAAAUCAAAGAGCAGAGACUACAAAAAUAUCAAUCGAAAAUCCACAAACUAAUGCCGGAGUUUGACGAAUGCCGCCUCGAGCAAAUUCCCAGGGCACAGAACAUUGAAGCGGACGACCUCGCCAAAUUAGCCGCGGCCACUAAGAACCUCAACAAAGAAAAUAUGGAUGGAAUACUACCGCAAGACAAGAAAGAAGCCAAAAAACUCAGGGUGCAGGCAGCCCGGUACAACCUAAUAAAUCAUGACCUCUACAAGAGAACAUUCGGUGGCCCCCUAGCCAAAUGUCUCGGACCACAUCAGACAAGGCAAGUACUAGAAGAAGUACGCGAGGGUCACUGCGGCGCCCACACGGUACGUGCCCUCGUUCGAUGCCUCAUCCGUGCCAGCUACUACUGGCCUACCAUGAAAAAAGAAGCCGCAGAUUACGUCCGAAUAUGCGAACAAUGCCAAAAAUACGCCCCUAUGAUACAUCAAGCAAGAGAAUGCCUUCAUUCUGUUACCUCGCCAUGGCCCUUCAUAAAAUGGGGAAUGGAUAUAGUCGAUCCUCUGCCAGCAGGACGAUGA